AUGGAGUUCUUGGUGAGCCAGGGUUGUAUAAAGCCAUUGUGUGAUCUCCUAAUUUGCCCUGAUCCAAGGAUAGUUACUGUCUGCUUGGAAGGGCUUGAAAAUAUUCUAAAGGUUGGGGAAGCUGAGAAAAACUUGGGUAACACAGGCGAUGUAAAUGUCUAUGCCCAGUUGAUAGAUGCAGCAGAGGGUUUAGAGAAGAUUGAAAACCUUCAGAGCCAUGACAACAACGAAAUAUAUGAGAAGGCAGUGAAGAUUCUUGAAACGUAUUGGUUGGAGGAUGAUGAGCAGUUGCCGCCAGGUGAUGCCUCUCAAUCAGGAUUUCAGUUUGGAGGAAAUGAAGUCCCAGUUCCAUCUGGUGGAUUCAGUUUCAGUUGAAGGAAUGCACUUCCACUUGGAGCAGUUGUUAAAGUGAGAUUAUUUAUCUGGCUGAUAUGUUCAUGUCGGAAUAAAGUCAUAGUCCAAUCCAUUGGGUUCAGGAAGGCGUGGCACCUUCAGGCCAAGUUUCAAUCUGCGUUUUAGUCUAAUUGAGGAGAUGCCACCGCUAUAUGUUUGCUCAUCUACAGGGCCUGAAUAAAAGUGGGCUGAGUGAUGCCUGAAACUAUGUUAAAGGGUAAACACUUUUUUGAAAUCUUUAUGUAGGAGGAAUUGAACAAACGAUUGAGUCUUUAUUUCAGUCCCUAUUUUGUACUUUGGUUUUUCCUUUUUUUUUUUUUUUCUUAAAUUGUUUUCCAUGUGCCCUAGUUGUGGGGGUAAAGGAUUAGGGAUAUGCUGCGGUAAAAGCAUGCUAUCCUGGAUCUUGCUUUUGCUUAUAGCAAGGAGGAAUAGAGGAACAGGUAUAUUGUGUUAUUUUGUGAAGUUUUUUGGUCUGGUUAAGUCAUCUGGUUAAGUUUUGUGCGAGUGAUAGUUGAUGUUUGUCUUUUGGUCUUUCUGGUUAGACAGGGCUUGCGUCCUUGGGCAUGUAUUAUUCUAGGGAGACGAAAAAGAAAGUUGUUCAUUAUGUAUUAAUGUUGAAAAACCUCCUGUUCUGUGAAGUAUAUAAAGAUUGGUACCUGUUAGUAUUAUAUACUGUUCU
Molecule: messenger RNA, 1072 nt
Organism: Ilex paraguariensis (yerba mate)
Lineage: Eukaryota; Viridiplantae; Streptophyta; Magnoliopsida; Aquifoliales; Aquifoliaceae
Source: the annotation of a GenBank genome assembly